AGAAGCCCCGCGCCGUCGCGAAUCCGAUCUUCUAGCAUUUCCCUUGCGACAACCCCUUCCAGUUCUCCAAAUCCAAAGGCCACCACGAUCAGGCGCUGCGAUUUUCCGCUGCGCAGGUGGUAGAUAACCACGCAAGGACAGCCGGCUUCCUCCCCUAAGAAUCAGAAGGUCCCUCUGGCCCCGACCGUUUGUUCCACGACGUGAAAGUGUGGAAAGAUCCACUUACCUCCCUCGAAAGAGUAGCCUCGAUAAAUACUUCACUUUUCCCGAGGAUGGCGCGCAUCCAGCGCCUUCCCUUCGAGCUGAAGGCGCAGAUCGCUCGUGAGCUGAGCGACUUCGACCUGUACGACCAACGCAACUACCGCAUCGACCCCUAUGGCCACAGCUUCUUCAACGGACACACGUAUAAGUGGCAGCCGUUACAGAAAGCAGGCGACAAGCCCCAGCUGAGUUUUCAGCCAGUUUACGACGAUCUGCGUGCGCUUUCCCUCGUUUCGAAAGACUUCCGUGACCCAGCGCAGCGCGCCCUCUUUGCCGUGGUCAUCGUUGGGGACCCCACGGCAUACUUCAAGCUCUUCCGAACUCUGCUAGAAUCUCCCCAAGUCAGAUUCUACAUACGGUGUCUCUUGGCCGUUUCAGUUCGUAAUCCUGACGCAGAGAAGCGACGUUCUGUGAUAGAAACGUCCCGCUGGGCUGCUUUCGUCGACAUACUCGGCGACCUUGCUCUCUUUGGCCGGCAUAAUACUUACGACCUUUGGAACCACCGUUACUUUUACAGACUCAGGUACCGGUUAUACCCACGCGGCCUUCCUGUGGUCUUGUCAUCGGACCGCGUAGCAUCAUACGAGCUUGAAAGCCGGAAGGUUUGCCAACUAGUCACUGAGGUUUUGCAUAGCAUUCUUCAGCUAUGCCAGUCGCUAAGAGCGUUUCAUUUACACUGCAGUAAUGGGUCUUGGAGGCAACAAGAAGAUCCAUGUACAUUCUGGCCUCUUCGUACAUGUUCCUCGUGGACAAAAGCGCUCGAAAGCGACCCUUUCCUUAACACUCUAACAAUUGACAUUCGUGCUCUGGAAGCUUUUCAUGGGUUCAUGAUGAUGGCCAAUGAUGGAUUUCCACCGAACAUUGAACAUCUCACUAUUGUUGGCUCAACAACCCACGAAUUCCGCAACAACACGCUGCGUAUGCGCCAUGUCUGCGGUUGGCUAAGCGCCCUUACCAGGCUGAAAACACUCCGAGUAUGGUACGGGAUUUGUACAGGUACUAUUGCUCUCUCACCAGUCCAUAACUGGAAUAACCUUCUUCUCAAGUUGAAAGCUACCCUGGAGCAGCUUGUGUUGGAUGGUGCUGGGACGCUGCUCCACUUGCGUCCCAAUAACAUCCUUGGCCCCCGGGUACUCCAGCAACAGCGGCUGUUUGGUCCAAGCCUUAUGCUAUCAUGCUUGCCGGAGAUGGAAAAGCUCAGAUACUUGAGUGUUCCGAUACACUAUCUCAGAAGAUGCCCGGACGGUAUGGAGCCACUUGAGUUUUUGAGCAUGCCUAACGAAGGCCAAGAUGUUCGCCAGUUUGUGGAAGCAGAUGUAAAGUUUCCGAAGUCACUCGAGAGGGCUGAAGUUAUGAUGGUUCAGCAAGUGGAGGAUAAUAGAGUCACAAAGGUCAAGGCGCUGAGGAUCGAUCUGGGCAAGGACGGCCACACAACUGGACAAAUAGUAUGAGUGAAGGAAGGGCGUAGGAAGGGUAAAGACGGAUGGCACAAAGUAGCAGGCAGCUUUCAAAUGCGAUGGAUCAUAACUCACGUAGACGACUCUGGAUUAUGCAGUUGGCUGUUGAUACUACUUGGGACAAAGAGAGGACGCUUACAGU
This is a messenger RNA of Neurospora hispaniola, 1860 nucleotides long. RefSeq lists its product as uncharacterized. The transcript is spliced from 2 exons. Lineage: Eukaryota; Fungi; Ascomycota; Sordariomycetes; Sordariales; Sordariaceae. The record is from RefSeq and is a predicted model, not a curated record. The coding region runs from base 273 to 1712 and encodes 479 amino acids.